Cyprinodon variegatus (sheepshead minnow) is the source of this 11515-nucleotide messenger RNA. RefSeq names its product patched domain containing 4 (gene ptchd4). The record is from RefSeq and is a predicted model, not a curated record. NCBI's taxonomy places the organism in Eukaryota, Metazoa, Chordata, Actinopteri, Cyprinodontiformes, Cyprinodontidae. The transcript has 3 exons. Gene Ontology annotation, cellular component: membrane. The coding region runs from base 381 to 3146 and encodes 921 amino acids.
UGGUUCCAGUUAUGUACAUAAAUCAGGCGCCGCCGCCGCUGUGAGGGGCUGUGCAGGCAGACAGGAGGCACACAUGCACACCGCACAGCAGCGGCUCGUCGCCGCCACUGCAGCCGGAGAGCAGCGGAGCAGGAUCGGAGGCGGAAUGGCCUGAACUCAGCUCGACUCGAUCGCCUGAUGCGGCGAUGCUCCUCUGACAGCCGUCCGCUUGUCCGUGCGCGUCCGCCCGUCUGGCCGCGCAUUGCUGCAGUGCUGUUUUUUCCAGGUGUUGUGUGCGCGUGAGUACGAGAGAGCGUAUAUGUGUGCGUGCGCGUGUUGUGCAGCCUGGUGUAAUUCUCUUACGGAUUGUUCUGAGCCGGGAAACAGGAGUCUGAUGUCACAUGUGCUUCAUCGGAGGAGACGGGGCAUCUGCGAGCCGGAUUUUGUGGAGGAUGCUGCGGCAAGUGAUACACAGAGGGCUCAAGGCUUCCUUCUACUGGCUCGGCUUAUUCGUUAGCAGGCACCCCGUCUUCUUCCUCACCGUCCCCGCGGUGCUCACCAUCAUCUUCGGAUCCACCGUGCUGAGCCGUUUCAAGCCUGAGCGGGACCUGGAGGUGCUGGUCGCCCCGACUCACAGCCUGGCCAAGAUCGAGCGCAGCCUCGCCAACAGUCUGUUCCCCGUCGACCAGUCUAAGCACAAGCUGUACUCGGAUCUGCACACGCCGGGCAGAUAUGGUAGACUGAUCCUGCUGGCCAAGUCCGGGGGUAACAUCCUGGAGCUGGCCGACCAGGUCCUGCAGGUCCACAAGCAGGUGCUGGAGCUGCGCGUCACCUACAAGGGGUUCAACUACACCUUCGGGCACCUGUGCGUGCUGAGCCACAGGGACAAGCGCUGCCUGCUGGAUGAUAUCAUCACCAUCUUCCAGGACAUCCAGCAGGCUGUGCUCUCCAACAGCACCUUCCACAAGGUGCCCCUCAGCUACCCGAACACCACUUUAAAGAAUGGACGUUUGUCCUUUAUUGGACACCAACUUGGAGGGGUGUCCUUCUCAACCAACAGCAGGGACCAGCAGGUCAAGUUUGCCCGGGCCAUCCAGAUCACAUACUACCUCCGUAACCAUGGUCCCGUGGUCCAGGAUGUCAUUGCGGAGCGCUGGGAAAAUGAGUUCUGCGCUCUUGUUACUAGACUGUCCACAGCUGAGCCGCCGCACCCAACCGACCAGCUACUCAUCCAGUCACUCACCUCCUUCAGCCUGUGGCAGGACUUUCACCAGACUGGUGUGCUGUCGAAGGGGGAGGUGCUGGUCAGCCUGGUUCUGGUUCUCCUAGCUGCCACCAUCUCCAGCUCUAUGAGGGACUGCCUAAGAGGAAAGCCUUUUCUUGGCCUUUUGGGUGUGCUGACCAUUUGCAUCGCCAACGUGACAGCUGCAGGGAUCUUCUUCAUAUCGGAUGGGAAAUUCAAUUCCACGCUGCUGGGGAUUCCGUUCUUCGCUAUGGGUCAUGGAACCAAAGGGGUGUUUGAACUUCUGGCAGGGUGGAGGAGAACAAGGGAAAACCUGCCAUUCAAGGAGCGUGUGGCUGACGCCUUUGCAGAUGUGAUGGUGUGCUACACCAUGACGAGCUCACUCUACAUCAUCACCUUUGGCAUGGGAGCUAGCCCUUUCACCAACAUUGAGUCUGUGAAAAUCUUCUGCCAGAGCAUGUGUGUUGCCAUCUUGGUCAACUACUUUUAUGUUUUUUCUUUUUAUGGCUCUUGCUUGGUGUUUGCUGGACAGCUCGAGCAGAACCGAUACCACAGUGUUUUCUGUUGUAAGAUCCCGUCAGUAGAAUAUUUGGACCGCCAGCCGACUUGGUUUAAAACCAUGAUGAGUGACGGCCAUGACCUGUCCACGCACCAUGACAGUGUGCCAUACCAAAAUCACUUCAUCCAGCACUUCCUACGUGAACAUUACACUGAGUGGAUUACCAACACAUAUGUGAAACCUUUUGUGGUCAUUCUAUAUCUCAUCUAUGCUUCUUUUUCCUUCAUGGGAUGUUUACAGAUCAGUGAUGGGUCGAAUAUAGUGAACCUGCUGGCCAGUAAUUCACCAAGCGUUUCGUUUGCUGCUACCCAGCAGAAGUACUUUAGUAAUUACAGCCCUGUAAUUGGGUUUUAUAUCUAUGAGCCUAUUGAGUAUUGGAACUCCACUGUGCAGGAGCACCUAAAGACUCUAAGCCAUGGCUUCAACAAGAUGUCCUGGAUGGACAACUUUUUCCAUUACCUCCGGGUAGUGAAUGUCAGUGCAUCAACUAAGAGUGACUUUAUCAACAUCCUGAAGGGUUCUUUCUUGCGCAGUCCAGAGUACCAGCACUUUACAGAGGACAUAAUCUUCUCUAAAAACCGCGAAACUGACGAGUACGACAUCAUCGCCUCACGGAUGUACUUGGUGGCACGGACCACAGAGAAGAAGAGGGAAGAGGUGGUGGAGCUCUUGGAAAAACUUCGUCCCUUGAUGCUAAUCAACAGCAUCAAAUUCAUUGCCUUCAAUCCCACAUUUGUGUUCAUGGACCGCUACAGUUCCUCUGUCAUCUCACCAAUCUUGACCUCAGGCUUCAGCGUACUUACCAUCCUUAUUCUUACAUUCUUCCUAGUCAUUAACCCUUUGGGAAACUUCUGGCUCAUUCUCACGGUUACGUCCGUGGAGCUGGGUGUUUUGGGAUUGAUGACCCUCUGGAAUGUUGGCAUGGACAGCAUCUCAAUCCUGUGCCUUAUUUAUACACUCAACUUCGCUAUGGAUCACUGUGCACCACACCUGUACACUUUUGUGUUGGCCACUGAGCACACCAGGACGCAGUGCAUCAAGCUGGCACUGGAGGAGCACGGGGCGGCGAUCCUGCAGAACACAUCCUGCUUUUUGAUCGGGAUCAUGCCUCUGGUGUUUGUGCCUUCCAAUCUGACCUACACGCUGUUCAAGUGCUCCCUACUCACGGCGGGAUGCACCCUGCUGCACUGUUUCGUCAUCUUGCCCGUAUUCCUGACUUUCUUUCCACCAUCCAAAAAGAGGCACAAGAAAAAAAAGAGGGCAAAGCGGAAAGAGCGGGAGAGGGAACGAGAGAGGGAGAGGGAAAGAGAGGAGAUAGAGUGCAUUGAAGUCAGGGAAAAUCCUGAUCAUGUGACAAAUGUUUGAGUAGGUUUUGACAUCAUGAUCAGUAACUGUGGGUUAUUGGUAGACUCUCAGAUGCAGAAGCAUCUGUUAAGAUGCAGGGAGCAUAUAGUGUCCGUCAUGAAGUGGUGGCCACCAGAUAGUAGCAGCUAAGCUGACCAGGGGAGGGUGCAGCUCCACUGGUCAUUCAGUCCCUAAGUCCAGACAGUCAUUAGCACAAACUGGUUACUUACUGUAAGCUUUUCCCAAAUUUUAGAAGUAUAAAGGAAUUUAGUUGCCAAAACUUGCCUGCAAAAUCUUAAAAUAAAAUAAAAACUAAACACAUACAUUUACCUGUCUAUUUUGAUGCCAAGGGUUGUAUGUUCAUCUCCUUUAUUAAAAGUAGAUAACAAGGUGUUAUCGAGUUAUCUUAAAGGGUUUCACGAUUAGCUGUGACAACAGACUUUAUUUGAGAAACAUUUAUUUUCAAUGUAAAUCCAAAACAGAAAAAUUACUGAAAGCUAUUAAUUUGAAUGAAUGUAAAUAGAAUAUUGUCACACAGAUGUCGCCAUGUUGUUUACCCUGCAAUGCAUUUUGCAUUAAUGAUGAAUGCUAAGUCUGGCAACGCCAACUCUGUCCAGCACAAAACUAUGAAUGAAGAACUUCUUCAGGUUGAAAUCGAGCGCAUGAAAAUUUAUGUCGAUAUAAAAAUCACAAGAGGUAAUGAAGAUGGUGAGGACGAAACAGAGGAAGAUGGGAGAAUUGGCCAAAGAAGAUGGUAUUUGUGAGGUUCCUGCUCAGAGAUGCUAACUAGUGUUGCACCAAUACUGAUAGCAGUAUAGGGCAGGGCUCCAAUCCAGCACUAAAAUUGUGGUAUCGGUAUUGGCACUGAUACCAUUUUGAGAGCCAAAAGUUUAUUCAACUAUUGUCAUAAAUUCCAGGUAGGCAAUAAAAAGUUCUUCUGGAUUCACUUUGUAUUAGUCUUUUUCCUGCUUAACAAAUGUAGGCAGCAGCUUGAUAAAGCCAUGAUGGCAAUUAUUUUACAUCCAAGGAGUAUGCAGUUCUUUUUAUAAACACACACAUCAACUUCAAACAUGGUAUCGGUAUGGGCCAAUCUGCACAACCAGGUAUUGGUAUCAGGGCCAAAAAAAAUGGCAUUGAUGCAACACUAUUGCUAAUCCAGAUAGAGAGCUAUGCUAAAAGAAGCACCAGUUAUCAAAACAUUUUCUCGGAUAUAUGAUGUGAUUCAAGGACUAAAAGAUGCUUCACUGUCAUUCUAAAUUGCCGUUCAUUAUCUUUCAAUUUGAUUAUGAUUCACGCUAGCUCCCGCUAAUGGUGUUAGCUAUAGCUUAUAUAGUAAACAGUAGAUUACAGUCUUUUAUCAAUGGUCUGUUUCAACAGAUAUCUCAUGUAUAAUGGUUCAUGAAUACCUUGAGGCAGUGUUGUAUUGUCUAAAUUUACACAAGUGAAAUGCUUUACAAUAAACAACAACUGUGGUAAAGUUAGCUAUCCUGUAUUUACUCUGUAGGUUCCAGUCCAUUUAGGCCUGACUGUGUCAUCAAUUGCAUGCAUUGCAAAGGUGAAAAAAUAGCGACCUCCAUGGGUAAAAAAUAUAACUGAGGAUAUAUAAUUUUGGAAGUAAAUAUGAAAUUAUACAUAUUGCAAGUGGAUAUUUUUUAAGUUAAUUGGAAAGUUACAACAUAUUUAUGCCAACAUGUUCUCCUAGUCGUGGAUCCCUUUAACGGGCAGAAAGAGGGAUUAAGUGAGCAGAAGUAAACAGGCAAUGAUGAGUCUACAUGCACCUUACUUUUGCCACCGCAGUAUCAGCUAAAGGAGAUGAAACCAAAUGAUGAGAGAAAAAAAAUACAGUAGGCCUGAAAGCCUACUUCAUGCUUUCUGUAGCAUCCAAAAUAGCUCAACAGCUGAACCUAGCAGAUGGCUUACACUGUGCCCAUUACCAAGAACUGUCUUGCACAAUGAAUUGUGAUGGUAGAAUUGUCAAGGUAUAGCAAAAACAGAAGACAGCAUUUCUAUUAGUUCCAGUUCGUGAAAAUGCUUAAGCAGGGACCGAUAAUGCUACAUUGAGCUUCAGAGAGUAAGAUCUCGUGGGGAAUGAACGUUGUGCUGCAACAUUUCACAGGCAGUAAGCCUCAUUCUAGCAGCAUAUCUAUACUGCUCUGAAUUGUAGAAGUUAAACCAAAAUGUCAACUUAUUAUGCUGAAGUCUAUAACUGAUCAAUCAUUAAAGAAAUUCUCACUUAGUACAUGAUUGUCUUUUGGUGCCCUUACAAGGUCAUUGUCAGGUUCAGUUCCUAUUAAUAGUGCCAAAUAGUGUACAGAUGCUUUUGUUCUCUAGUUUUCUAUUAAAACAAAGUAACUCUGGGUUUUAUAAUUAGCGGUGGGCAGAGAUUAAUUUUUCUAAAUCUAGAUUAAUCUUACUCUAAUCUUGGAAUUAAUCCUGAUUAAAAUCACUCAUUGGAAUUCCGCCAAAGGCAUUCAUAAUACGUGUGUGCUACCUCCAGAAUUUUAAAUAACAAGUUUACUUUUUUUGUUUGCAAAAUCACAUGUAAUAUUGUCUUCUUACUUAAGAUUUUGGCAAAGUUAUAAAUACUUUUUUGUACCACUUCCAGGGUGUCCCACUUCCAAUUAUAGAUGUCCCUCUUUAAAAAUAUAGUGUCUCCAAAAAUCCGACUUUGGAAGAUGUGAAGAUCCCAAGGUUUUUAAAAAUGUAUCAUGACCAUUUUGAAAUUUUCUUCAUAUUUCUUAUACAUGGAUGCCCUAAAAUUGAAUUUUGGUGGAUAGAUAAAUGCCCAGAAAUACUUCCCCUGUCGCAGGAGUGUGCAUCUCCUCAGAGUCUUGCACAUUGAUGAGAAAAUGGAUUGACAUAUAAACAAAAAGGGAACUCUUAAACAUAUUCUUAAUUUUUUUCAAAAUUCUGAUGUAUGCAUGCCCUAAAAUUUAGUUCUGGUGGAUAGAUAUAUGCCCAGAAAUACCUCCCCUGUCUGGGGAGCGCACAUCGCCCUGAACUCUCACAGAUUGAUGAGAAAAUGGUUUGAAAUAUGAAUGCAAAAGAGAACUUUUAAAGAUAUUCUUAAUGUUUUUAUCAGAAAUCAUAAAGAAUGUUGUUAAUAGCAAAACCGAGACUAACCAUCCAAUGAGCAGAGUAUAUAUAUUCAUCAGACACUGACUGUAGCACAUCGACUAAAACGUGUCUCCAUACAAGUGAAUUUAUUCAAAUUCAUCUGUUCACCAAAACUCUCAAUUUUAGGGCAUACAUGCAUAAGAUUCCUUCAUAAUUCAAUCUGUUUUCUCAUGAGUGUGCGAGAAGGGAGGUAACACCGGCGUCUGUAUAGCUGGAUCCAUGUCAGCACGUUACGUUCGAUGUGGUAAUUUCACAGUAUGGCUACACUGAUCUGUUUUCGCCCCUAGAUAUAUAUCCGCGCUUAACUAUCAUGUUGAAAGUCAUCAUUAGUAUAGACCCAGCUCCCAACACAACUGUGAGAAUAGAUUAACGGCAAUAUUUUUUUGAUUGCCCGAUAAGAGUGGAGUUAACGCGCUGCGCUAACGCCGAUAAUGGCCCACCACUAGUUUUAAUAUUCAUAUAGAGCAACCAUAAAUCAGAGCUCCUUCAUGGUUGAACUCAGUGUAUAUUGAAAAUGAAGAUGAUUCAGGUUUCACAACAGGAAAGGAGACCAAUAAAUAUUUAUCACGAUGUAGUCUGAACGAAAAAACAGUGUUUAUGUGAAAUCUCAGAAUCUACAUCCCAUAAUUAAAGCGUAAAAAAAUUAUUUUUAAAUGACAAAAUCUUAUUUUUUUUAGUGAGUUGUUCCCUCUGAAUGUCUUAGUGAGACGAGUAGUUUUUUGAAAGUUGUCGAUUUUUAUUAAUACACAAUAUAUUCUUUUGUUCAGAAUUUUAUUUUCAGAUGUUGGGCUGGUUUUAGACAUUUUUUAUCAGGUUUUCGUUUAUGGACGCUCAGUAAAUUGAAAAAAAUGGCUUAAAGCUGACAUUAUAAUAGCAAAUCUAUCAUGUCAAAAGUUAAUAGUUUAGCUAAUAUUUUCAAUUAUAUUAUUAUAAAGCAAUGUUUAAUAUGACCUGCUUUUAUUGAAACAAAUUCUAAACUUAUUCCCACCGCUGCUGUUAGAGUAACACACAGUAGUAAAUAUUACACUUAUAUUAAUCCUUAAACAAUCACUAGGUUGCGUUUAAAGCAUAAUCAAAAGAGUAAGAAAAAGCGUCUGCUAAAUUUCUGUAGCUGUUAAGCUUAUUGUCCAGGAAGUGAGCAAUUGGUGGUGUUUCUGUGUGCUUUUCAUUGUUAAAAAUGUUUUAGUCAACCAAAUUAACUUUUUUUCCCCCUAACAAAAUGCAUACCCAGAACUCACUAGAAAAGUACUGCAGCAGCUUGAGCUAACAUAACGUUAACUGUUCAGAUUUUCACAAAGCAAAAUACACUGCUCAAAAAAAUAGAGGGAACUUGUAAACAAUGCAAUAUAAAGUCAAUCAAAUCAAACUUCUGGGAACCCAAGCUGUCCACUUAGGAAGCAGCACUGAUUGACAAUCAAUUUCACAUGUUGUGUAAAUUGAAUAGACAACAGGUGGAAAUCAUUGGCAAUUAGCAAGACACACUCAUUGAAGGAGAGGUUCUGGAGGUGGGGAUCACAGACCACUUCUCAGUACCUAUGAUUACUGGCUGAUGUUUUGGUCACUUUAGAAUAUUGGUUUUGUUGUCAAACUCGUGGUAGCAUGAGACGGACUCUACAACCUAUACAAGUGGCUCAGGUAGUGGGAGGGGAGUGUUGGCCUAGCGGUCAGGGCAUAGAGCUUGGAAUCCUGAGGUUCUAAAUUCCAGCCCCACUCCCACAAACUGCAUCUCUUGUUUUUUAACAAGAACCUGGGCACCACUCAAUGGUAGUUCAAUACUCCCCGAAGGAUUAGAUGCAGAGGUAAUACAUUUUUUUUUUCUAAAUGUGAAAUCAAAAAGGGUUAAUUAGUGCAUCUCAUCCAGGAUAGCACAUCAAUGCGAGCUGUGGCAAGAAGGUUUGCUGUCUCUUUAUGCAAGGAGAAACAGGCGGAGCACUGCUAGAGCCCUGCAAAUGACUUCCAACAGGCCACAAAUGUACAUGUGUCUGCAUAACAGUUAGAAACCGAUUCCAUGGGGAUGGUAUUAGGGCCCGACGUCCACAGAUGGGUUUGUGCUCACAGCUUAACACCAUCCAGGAUGCUUGGCAAUUGCCAGAGAACACCAGAAUUGGAAAAUUUGCCACUGGUGCCCUGUGCUCUUUGCAGAUGAAAGCAAGUUCAAACUAAGCUAUUUGAUACACUAUUUGACAAACUUGACAGAAUCUGGAGACACCAUGGAGAGUGAUCCACUGUCUACAACAUCCUUGAGUAUGACCAGUUUGGCAGUGAGCGAUUAAAUGUGUUUUGGGAUGGCAUUUCUUUGGAGUGCCACACAGUGCUCCCAUGUGCUCGCCAGAGGUAGCAUGACUUCCAUUAGAUAUCAAGUGAGAUCCCCAUACCCUUGCAAGAUUACAUUCUGGUGAGUUUAACCCUGGGUUCCUCUUAAUGCAGGACCAUUCUAGACCUCAUGUGGCUGGAGUGUGUCAGUAGUUCCUACCAGAUGAAGGCAUUGAAGCUAUGGACUGUCCCACCCGUUUCUCAGACAUUAAUUCAAAUGAGCACAUCUGAAACAUCAUGUCUUGAUCCAUCCACUACAGUGUCCAGGAGUUAGCGGAUGCUUUAGUUCAGGUCUGGGAGGAGCUCCCUCAGGAGACCAUCGGCCACCUCCUGAGGAGCAUGCCCAGGCCACCUACAAUAGUGAGCCUAAUUUUGAAUUGUUUUAAGGACAUUACAUCACAAUUAAAAUUGUGUUUUUCCAAUUUUUUGUAUGACUCCAAAUCCAGGCUUCCACUAGUUAAAACAUUUGAUUUCCAUUCGUGAAUUUUGGGUGAUUUUAUUUUCAGCACAGAACAAAGUAUUCAAUGAAAAUAUUUCAUUCAUUCAGAUUAAAGUGAAAUGAAGAUUGAGUGUUGACUUUAUUUUUUGAGCAGUGUAUAAGAGUUCAAUGAUACUACACAUGUUUGGUGUAUUCUUACCGAAUUAGCUCAUUUACAAAUGUGUGUAUCAGUAGAGGAGUUACAAAGAUGAUAGCUCUUGUACCAUUUGAUAAUCUUUGUUUAAUUUUAAUUUUGAUUGAUUGAUUGAUUUCCCCCUUGGUUUACAAUUGGAAAUGUGUCCAAGCUGUUUUUAAAACCAAUGACAGCUUGCCCUGCUAUGAAAAUAAGAAUUGGCAUUGAAAACUAAACACUGAAAAGUCAAAUAUUGUAAACAUUGACAUGAAAAAAGCAAAGAUUGCUACAGAGAAAGGAAACAAACUUACAAUGUUUUGAUGUAUUUUUUUCCAAUGAGAGAUUUCUUUUAUUGUCACUGCAGAGUUCUUUUAGUUAUGUCAGUACAACCUGGCACUGUUUUGGUGUUGGCAGUGGCUCUAAACUGAAGGCUCUCUAAGGGGCCUUCAGUUUUUCCCAAAUUUUUUGUCAUCUACCUGCAUUGAACUUAAGUAGGCUUCUAUCAAAGCACUGUUGCCUAACCACAAGUAAGGGUAUUAUAUUUAUCAUCAAUAGCUGUAUGAACCGACAAGUGUUCCAGUAAUUUCCCACCAAGAUAUGGCUGAGUUACAGCAUUUCUUAUUAUUGCAUUCAUAAGCCCAUGCUCUUCAACAAGGACACUUGCUUCUAACUCUUAGGGAGACAGGAGCAAACAAACUCCAGGUUCCUUUUGUGCUUAAUUACACAAAACGGUAGUCUUGAGAACUUUUAACACUACUUUAGCUGGUAGUUGAACUGAGCUAUGAAAUAGUAGUGGCAACAGUUUAUACAGCCAACAAAGAUACUAUUUAAAAUAUUCCCCUUGGUUGAGGUGAUCCACAGGCUUUCAAAAUUUCACUGCAGGUAUCUUGUAAAUGAAAAGGAGUGCUGAAAAAACAGGAGGCCCCUGAAGGAGCCUUUGGUUUAACCCUUCCCCAAUGCCAAAAUAGUGUCAGCUUAUAUUGACAUUGUAACUGAGGAGACUGGAGUGACCCUGAAACCAUCUCUCUUUGAAAAACAAGCUGCACCACAACUUUAUUUUACAUAGCAAGUCUCUGUUUCUCCUACGAAAAUGCAAAGUGUUACUGGUUUAGCUCCAUAAAGAAGCAAUUUUAUGAAAAUUCCAAUGGGAGGAGCUGGUUUUUGCCCUCAAUGUAUUUGAUCAUGUAGUAUCUUGAAAACAUGUUAGUGUUUAAGUAUUUAUCUAAAAGUGACUUCUUCAAAACAAUGGUAUUCUUAAUAGUGAAAUCGCUAGCAGCAACUGAGUCACAAUUGAUUAAAUAGUACACCAUAAAUUCUGAUGAGGUUAACCUCAUAUUCAAAGCUGUCUAAAAUGGACACUAUCACCUAAGCGGGUAAAUAGCUUUACAUUUAUCUACCAUAGCUCAAUAAGUAUCUCUGUUGAACUUUCAGAACACACACAGUCAAGGUUACCAGCCCAGACAGAUACCCAUCUCACAAUGACCUCUGGCGGGAAAGUCUUAGCUGGUAGUAUGUAAUCAAAGGAUCCCAUAUGUGUGCAGGUAUAGCUGAUUACAGAGCAGUCAAUAUCUCAUUUGAGAACUGCUGGGGUUGCACAUGGUUGGCUAUGAUGUAAAAAAAAAAUGGUCUUGUUUCUCAAAGACCUCAACUAAUACCACAGUCUGACCUGUGGUCACUAUCUUCAUGCUGAAGCAAAUUUCAUGGUAAAAAUAAAUAGGUAGUUUCACAAAGAAUAGCAAAAUUUGUGUAAUUAGUUACUAAUUAUCCGAAUGUCACUGAGCCCACUGUUAUGUGUACUUUGACUUGAUUUAAAAAAAUCCCAGACAAAAACUGAAAAAAAAAGAAUUAUAGUCUGCUAUGAAUGAACACUGUGUUAGUGGGGUUAGAAAGUAACUGUUGGUGUGAACCUCUCGCUGAAGGUGUAACUAUCAUCAACCAGUUAUAGUCCUGCAAAGGAAUUAGGCCUUUCUGUAGCCGUUUGCCACAGCAAAUACAGUGAAUGUCACUUACUGUAAAACCCAUGUCAUGUAUGUAUAGCGGGAUGGCAUGAAAUGUUUGAUUAAUGGUACUGAAAUGCAAAUCUUAAAUAAUUUACUUCCCAAAAAUGAACUGUGCUCGCAUGGCAUUGUGUUGUAUGUAUGCAUGUAUUUCUUUUCUGUUUUUUAUUUUUAUUUUUUUGUAUGAAGUCUCCGUAUUUUUUAGGAACUCCUUUUCAUGAGCUGUAGUGACUUCUAUUUGUUGUUGCAAUGCAUAUUCUGUGACACCUCGUGCUGCAAAAGAACAAAAUGAGUCAUGUUCCAAAAAAAAAAAAAAAAAGCCAGAGGACAUUCGAACUGUAAGAUAACUGUA